This is a messenger RNA of Pseudogymnoascus verrucosus, 2213 nucleotides long. RefSeq lists its product as uncharacterized. Gene Ontology annotation, biological process: regulation of DNA-templated transcription. The transcript has 6 exons. Gene Ontology annotation, molecular function: zinc ion binding; DNA-binding transcription factor activity, RNA polymerase II-specific. Lineage: Eukaryota; Fungi; Ascomycota; Leotiomycetes; Thelebolales; Thelebolaceae. The coding region runs from base 292 to 1956 and encodes 554 amino acids. The record is from RefSeq and is a predicted model, not a curated record.
AACGGAUCCUACUUAAGUGGAAUAGCGUAUCUGCAGCUUAUACGCCUCCUUUGAACUUAUCCUAUCCUAUCUAUAGUUGUCGUGUCCAGGCAGUAAACUCCUACUAACUAGAUUCGCAUAUUUUUGCGACAAACUUUUGCGCUUCCACUGGUUAGUGCUUAUGUUGCUGUUAACAUUUUACAAGGUACUCUGGCCCUAUAAUGCCUCACCACACUGCGUUCAGUAGUUUUUCCGAGCAUAUAUGUGUGAUUUAUUUGCCUCGCCGGCGCUUCACUUUUGUCAAUCACAGCCAUGGCUCGCCACGUUGGGAGAAGUAAGGGCUGCAAAAUAUGCAUCCAACGAAAGGUUAAGUGCGAUGAGACGCUCCCCGAAUGCUCGCAAUGCCGUCGGCAUCAAAGAAAGUGUCCUGGCCCCACCAUCGGGGCUGUCUUCAUUGACAUGGAUUGGAAGAAGCGUCGGGCUGUGACUACAGAAGAGAGCGUUCCUGCUGCCUUGCAACUUUCCGCCUCCAGCAAACUUAAAAACUCAAUCACUGCGCGUCCUAGAGAGAACAGGUCUACCCAAACUGCGACAUAUUAUUCAAGGGAAGUGAAUGCAUACAAGCUGCCGUCCCAACCACCUAGCCUAGCAAGUGUGAACUUAGUCCAAAUAGUCUCUACAUAUGUUCAUAAUGGCCCACACAGAACUAUGGGAUUUUCUGUGCCGAAAGGCUCGUCUGUCAACUGGGUUCGCUAUCUUCCCGAUCUUUCCAACCGAGAGCCCAUUCUCGAUUCGGCGCUUGCAGCUGUGUGUCUUGCGCACAUUGGGAAAACUCAAAAGGACGAGCAUGUCCUCCGCAUGGCUCGACUCUCUUAUGGAUUUGCGUUAAAGCAUUUCCAGGCAGCUCUGAUACUGGGACGGCGAGAUGCCAAUAUCUUGUCUGCCAUAAAUUGCCUAUCCGUGUAUGAGCUUUACGACUCUACACUCAGCAACGCCAUUGGCUAUAUCAAGCAUAUACAGGGCGGACAACUUGUCGCGCUAGAUCUGAAUCUUAGUGAUCAAUCUCCAUUGUCUGAUACCAACAGUUUUCACAUUUUUAGGACCAUGAUGCUCUAUAACUCAUUUGCUUCCCGGAAAGCAUGCAGCCUAGCUCACUAUCGCCGCCCCUCCUCACAAAAGUUCGGCAAAGGAUUUUCUGAAUUGGAAGAUCUUGAAGAUACCACAGUCCACAUACCAGGCCUGGCCGAGCAGUCUGAUAUUCUGUUACAUUCGCCAUAUACUAUUGAAUCAAUGCACUUGUUUUCAAAUAUCUUCAGCCGAUGGAGAAACUUGACCUACCAGCUUAACAACUGGUACUUUCGACUCUACCAAAGGCACGAAGCUCCGUUCGACUAUGACAAGGUAGAGCCAGGGCCCCAGGACCCAUACCCUGGAAUUAAUUUUGGGUCACGAUUCACGUUUACAUCGUAUUGGAUCGCCGAAUCAUUGAUGCACUACUGGGCUAGUCGAGUGCUAUUAUAUGAUGUCCUAGCGCAGGCUAUAACGUGGUCAAUCCAGCAAGGUUUAAUGCAUGCACCAAAUAGCCUCACACUAGGGCCACUGCCGAUGCUUACAUCUCCAAGUGAGCAAAUAUAUCAAGACGCAUCGAUAGAACUUGCAUUCCCACAUGAUAUCUCUCUCUGUGCUGCCUUGGUACAACAAUGCCAGGAUAAAGCGGCACGUACCGCGUUAAAAGGUGUGCAGUAUAUUUCAGUUGAGAAAUUAGGGAUACUGGCCUCUUUGCGAACUUUUAUCCCGUUAUAUAUUGCAAUUCAACAUUUUGAGAAAAGGAAGUUGAUGGAGGAGUUGAAUCUGUGCUGGGCUAUGGCGAGGAAGUUAAACAAAAGCGAAUUGGCCAUAUGGAAGUUGCUCGAUCUAAAUUCGAACGGGUGGAGGGGUAUAAUUGAGAGUGGUAGUGGCUAUAUGAAUUGCAGUUGAGAUUCGCUUUGUCUCCGAACCGCAGCUGGAGCCAGUAUGUACUAUGUCUCAAUUAGGUCUUGUCCCUCGUUCCACACCUCGUAUAUCGGGGUUGUUCGCUCUUGCUGCGCCGUCGACGAAUCCUUCGUCAAAGCCAGCGACGUCGGCCGGCUUCCCAUAUCUUGGUAGUUUGAAGCAGUUGUUCUCGAGCGUGCGGGGAGCGGCACCUGUUGAGCCGAACUAUGUCGCCGGUUUCCUUGCUUAUUGCGCAAACGAGC